Molecule: messenger RNA, 1350 nt
Organism: Sporothrix brasiliensis 5110
Lineage: Eukaryota; Fungi; Ascomycota; Sordariomycetes; Ophiostomatales; Ophiostomataceae
Exons: 1
Coding region: 1-1350 (449 amino acids)
Biological process (GO): ribosomal small subunit biogenesis
Cellular component (GO): nucleolus
Molecular function (GO): protein binding; RNA binding
Source: RefSeq, a predicted model, not a curated record
AUGGCGGAGCUCUACAAUUUCCGCAUGAUCGGACCAAACCUUAUCUACGACUACAUUCACAUGUUACUUACGAACCUUAACGAAACAAGCGCGGAGAUGCUACUGAAGGUGUUUGAAAUAAGCGGCCACCGUCUUCAUCAAGACGACCCUAGAGCACUCAAAGACAUUGUGGCUCUCAUCCAGCGUGCAGUUGUGCGUUCUGGGGGCGAAGACGCCCUUUCCGUUCGCACAUGGCACAUGAUUGAUAGAAUAAGCGACAUCAAGAAGGGCGACAAGAAGAAGCAACGUGAUAAAGAAGGCAGUGGCUUUGGCCAUGCAGAAAGGAUACGAAAGGUGUUGGGUGCUCUACCCAAGUCGGCAAAGCUAGAGGCGACCGGACCGUUGCGCGUCAGCUUGGCCGACAUUGAGCAGGUGGGCAGGCGCGGCAAGUGGUGGUUAGUUGGAGCAAGCUGGGCCGGCCGUGACGAACAACCAGAAGGUCAACACUCUGGAAUCACCAAAGUACCUGACGCUAACGACAAGCCGCUGACACGGCAUGGCACCCGCCGACUUGCUUCUAUAGAGCCUGGCGAAGAUGACAUUUUGGGCUCCUGGGGUGAUGAUAUCGCCGAUGUAGAAGAGCUCGAUUUGUUGGCGAGAGAGCAGGGUAUGAAUACCGAUGCAAGACGAUCCAUCUUCAUCACCCUUCUCUCAGCGACCGACAGUAAAGAUGCGCAAGCCCGGCUCCUAAGACUCGGGUUGAAUAAGUUCGAGAAGCGAGAGGUGCCCAAUGUGCUCAUCCGGUGUGUCGGGUCCGAAAAACACUUUAAUCGCUACUACGCACUUGUGGCACGGCAGGUAUGCGGCGCCGACAGGAGAAUGGCAUGGGUAUUUCAAGCAAGCGUCUGGAAGCUGUUUCGGCGGAUGGGCGAGCCCAUGUUUGGCGAAGAAGCGGAAGACGACGAGGCGGACGAGGAUGACGAGGCAACAGACAUGCGUCGAAUCGUCAACACGGCGAAACUGUGCGGUUUUCUGGUAGCAAGUGGAAACCUCGGCCUAGAUAUCUUGAAAUGCCUCAGCCUGGUCCGGUUGCAGGCGAAGACACGGGCGUUUGUUGAGGUGAUGCUGCUGACUUUUUUUGAAGAGGCACACAGCACGAGCAGGGUUGGGAAGGCUGGAGGCAACAGUGGUGCCGUCAUCCGCAAACGGUUCCAGGCCGCCAGCGACACGGACGACCUUCGCCGCGGGCUGCAGUACUUUAUCGACAUGGUGGUCCGACGAUCAAAACUAGUUGAAAAGCACCAGGAGGAUCGCAUCGCCAAGUUGUGUGACCGGGCGCAGAAGGCGUUGCGAGACCCUCGAGGCUCGUGA